CCCCUCCUACUGUUAUUGUUAGAUCCAGGCGUCGAGAUGGCGGCUCCCGUCCCCGUGCGGGGCCGGUUUGUGGUGGUGGGAGGGGGGAUUGCAGGAGUCACCUGCGCCGAGCGGGAAGGUGAAUGGUAUAAAAGACUCUGAAGUGAGCACCUCAGAUGCUUCCAUCCGCUAGUCUGGUUAGACAGCAAUCAUUCCACAGCUCAUCCUGUCCAUCUCCACAAGCAAGGUGCCACAUGCAAACAAGAAAAAUAGAGAAGACUCAAGAAGAAACCUACCAACCCAAGGAAAACCUUCCCAAAACUUCAGCAUGAAUUCACGAGACAAAGUUAACUACGACUUUGCCAAAGGAUUAGAUUCACAAUUCUUGUAAUGAUUUUGUUGGAAGAUUGAAAUGCUGUUAUUAUUUAAAAUACUAACAGUUUCUCCUGAUAAAUACAAAAUGGUUGGACCAUGUAUUAAUGGAGAAAAGAUGGGGCUAAACAUUGGUAAACCAAGGCCAUAUCUACACUGCAGAGUUAAGUUGACUUAAGUUUUGUCUACAAUCGUAAGAUGCUUUAAUAACAUCGGUGGAGCAUGUCCACACAACGCUCCUUGUGAUGGCUGAGCACAUCCUCAGUCAUUGCUCUUGCAUCAACAGAAAGAGCUUUGCAUUGUGGGUAGCCAUCGCACUGUGCAACUCACCAUCCUUUGUCACCCUCUGCUGCUGGGAGCUCUGGGAACGGAUCACUGUGCAUCAUGGUGAUGUGCUCGCCGUCCUGUGAUGCAUUUCUUUCCAUCCCAUCAUUCCAUGGACUUCCUACUUCAUUUUGUGCCAUUUUUCAACAGCCCUGUAAACUGUGUGCUUGCCAUCUGUGCCUGACAGCAUGGAUCCUGAGCUGCUGAUCAUUCUAGUGAUGAGCGUUAUGAACACAAUGCGGCUAGUCCUGCAGUAUUUCAUGAGCUGCGAAACAGAGUGAGCUGGUGAUGCUUGCCCUGCUGUCUGCCAUGGAAAUAAAUAAUUCAAGAUUGCUGCUGGCAUUCACAGACCAGCUUGCCACAAUGGACCAUCGAUAUUCAGAUUGGGAAACAAGUACCGAGUGGCAGGAUCGCAUUGUGAUGCACGUAUGGGAUGACGAGCAGUGGCCGCACAACUUUCGGAUGCGCAAAGUCACCUUUCUGGAACUGUGUGCGGAGCUCGCCCCAGCACUACAGCUCAAGAACACCAGAAUGAGAGUUGCUCUGACUGCGGAAAAGCAAGUGCGAUUGCUGUUUGGAAGUUGGCAACUCCAGACUGCUACCAAUCAGCUGCGAAUCAGUUUGGAGUUGGAAAGUCCACCGUGGGGGCUGCACUGAUGCAAGUGUGCAGGGCCAUUAAUCGCCUCCUGCUACGAAGGACUGGGACUUUUGAUAAUGUCCAGGAAAUAAUUGGUGGUUUUGAGGUAAUGGGAUUCCCUAACUGCGGCGAGGAGAUAGAACACAUAUCCCCGAUCAUCUUGCAACAGAGUACAUCCACCAAAAGGGCUACUUCUCCAUGGUCUUGGUGGUGCUGGUGGAUCACCGGAGCCAUUUCACUGACAUCAGUGCGGGGUGGUCAGGGAAAGUGCAUGAUGUAUGCAUCUUUCAGAACACUGGACUAUAUAGAAAGCUGCAUGCUGGGACUUUCUUUCCAGACCAGAAGGUUCCAGUGGGGAAUAUGCAAAUGCCCAUAGUGAUCCUUGGACAUCCUGCAUACCCCUUGCUCCCGUGGCUCAUGAAGCCUUACACCAAAAACCUAGACAGCAGCAAGGAGCAAUUCAACAAUAGGCUUAGCAGGUGCUGAAUGAACAUUGCAUGUGCCUUUGGCCAAUUAAAAGGUCACUGGUGCUGUCUUUUUUCCAGUUACACCUCAAUGAGGAAAAUAUUCUGAUGGUCAUUGCGGCCUGCUGUACUCUCCAUAAUUGUGAAUUGAAGGGAAAAAAGUUUCCCCGGGGUGGGCCACUGAGGCUGAUCAACUGGCUGCUGAUUUUGAACAGCCAGAUAGAAGGGCAAUCAGAAGGGUGCAACGGGAGGCUAUUCAAAUCAGGGAGGUAUUAAAGGAGCUUUUGACAAUGAUUGUUAGUAAUGUGUCUGUCUGUGAUGCAUGCAGCCAGGCAAUGUUUACUUUCCCCGGUAGUGCUUGCUUCUGGAGCAUUUACUGCAAGGAGCAAAUAUUCCUACCUACAGCCUCUGUGGUUUCAGUGUUAGCACUGAGUGAUGUAUAUAUGUCACAAAGACUCAUCUUAUUAAGACUCAAGUUUAAUAACGGGAUAAAACACAAACUUUUGGACAAACAGGGAACAUAAAAAUCAAAACAGUCUUGCGGUUAGGGCUCUCAUAGCUGGGUGUAAUUCCAGUUUUCAUUGGAAAACCAUUCCCCAAGCAUGGCUUGCACAGGUUACUGUGAGAGACCGGAAACACGCAAUAACUGUGGUAGGGGAGUUGCGGGAGGGCAAGGACCAGAGUUCUGUAGAGGCUGGAUGGGGAGUCAGGCAUGGAUUUGCUCAGAUUUUGCUCUGAUUGCUCUGAGGGACUUCAACAUCUCUGUCUGGUCCUCCAGGAGGUUUAUCAUCUGCUCCUGCCUGUGUCCCUUCCUGGCUAUCCAGCCUCAGUCUUUCAUUAAUUGUUUCACUAUGUGCUACAUCUGUUGAUUGCAGCACUUCUUGAAACAUAUCCUCCUUAUUCCUCCUGGGUUGCCUUAUCUGAUGGAGGUGCUCUGCCAGUGUGGAGGAGUGUGUUCUUAAGGGCACAUGUGCAGAAGGCAAAGAAACAAUGAACAGAGAUGGCAUUGUGAGUGCGCUCACAGACGUGAAUCACAAAAGUUACACACACCUCUUUCUCACUGUCCUUUGGAUAGCACGCAGGUGGCCGCGAGUCCCAAUUAUGGUGAGUUCGCGGUGGGAGGGGAGGAAAGGACAAGAAAAUACAAAGGAUGCUUUUCGAAGGGGUUACUAUUAGCGGCUAGUUAGCCUAUUCCGAAUACUGGUACCCUUUUGCACAGGCAAGGGUAAUUGAACCCGAUAUCUAACUCCUCGUGGUAAUUCAGGAUGUAAGGGAGCAUCUCCUGCAUGCAUGUGGUUUCAGACCGGCUCUGUAUGCUGCUUGCCUGUGUGCCACUCUGGUUCCUGCAGAAAUAGUUGUCGGGUGGCGCUGCAAAGUUUCCUAGAGUGGGGGUAGAAACGAAGGAGCACUGGCAAGGAACCUUGCAGAGUACUUACAGGAAAGUUUUCUAGAGAUCGCUAUGGAGGAUUCCAGAGACAUCCCCAUGUACAUGAAAAAACUUUUCUGCUGUGGCCCCACUAUGUAGAUGGACAGGCUCUGUUGUUAAUUUCUGUUCCUUAUCCCACCUCUACCAUAUAACAAACUACAUGAGAGAUCAAUCUCCUGUCACCAUGCAGUAUGAAAGCAAAAUGAGUACUUACCAGAGCUCCCCUCUCCUGCAUCCUCGCCAAAGCCAGAGUGCUCGGAUUAGCUAAACCCUUCCAGAGUGGAAAAGAGGUGCUGACUCACUGGGCCACUUGAUGACCCUGCCUUGUGCUCCACAUCGUCGUCCACCACUUCCUCCCUGAAGUUGAGUCUGCUGGCCGCUGCCUCUGUGCCCCCGAAGUAUCCAUGGGGCUCUUGGCGGUGGAGAUGGGGUCGCCGCUGAGGAUGGCAUGCAGCUCCUUACAGAAGCAGCAUAUCUUUGGCCCUCCACCAGAGCGACGGUUGGCCUCCCUUGCCUUCUGCUGGCUACAGAAUUUCCAUCAGAAGAUAUUGUCUUAGUAACUGCUUCUCCAGUUAUAAAAGCAGUAACAAAUUUCAGACAGGUCUCCAAAACACUAGAGGAGUUUGAUGUUGAAGAACAACCAAGCACUAUGUUAGAAAAACGGUAUCCCAACAUUAAAGUUAUAGAGUCUGGAGUGAAAGAGUUGAAAAGUCAGGAGCAUAAAAUUUUCACAGAAGAUGGCAAACAGUGUAUAUAUGAAAAACUUUGCCUAUGUGCAGGAGCAAAACCUAAGUUAAUUUUUGAAGAAAACCCAUAUGUAUUAGGAAUCCGGGAUACUGACAGUGCUCAGGUCUUUCAGAAUCAUUUGGCUAAAGCUAAAAGAAUAGCAGUUGUGGGAAAUGGUGGCAUUGCACUCGAAUUAGUGUAUGAAAUUGAAGGAUGUGAAGUAAUUUGGGCCAUCAAAGACAAAGCCAUUGGGAAUACUUUCUUUGAUGCGGGAGCAGCUGAAUUCCUUAUUCCAAAGCUAACUGCUGAGAAAUUAGAGACUGCAAUUGCAUGUAAAAGAACCAAAUAUACGACAGACGGAAGCGAGAAGGAAGAGGGAAGUGUGGCAGCAGCUGACAAACUUGGCAGUGCCUUAGGCCCUGAUUGGCAUGAGGGCCUACAUCUUAAAGGAACUAAAGAGUUUUCUCACAAAGUUCACAUUGAAACCCUGUGUGAAAUAAAGAAAAUAUACCUUCAGCAAGAAUUCAAGCAGCUGCAGAAGACCUCUUUGUCUUUUCCUAAAGAUAAUUCAGAUAACCAGAAUGCACACCUGGAGGAAGAGCUGUGGCCUGUAUAUAUGGAAUUAACCAAUGGGAAGAUAUAUGGCUGUGAUUUCAUUGUCAGUGCAACUGGAGUUGUGCCAAAUGUUAAGCCAUUUCUUGAUGGUAAUAAUUUUGCUCUAGGUGAAGAUGGCGGUCUGAAAGUGGAUAAACAUAUGCACUCUUCAGUAGCAGAUAUCUAUGCAGCAGGGGAUAUCUGCACUGCAUCGUGGGAACCUAGUCCAGUGUGGCAGCAGAUGAGGCUUUGGACCCAAGCUAGGCAGAUGGGAUGGUAUGCAGCAAAGUGCAUGGUAGCAGAUUCUUUGGGGGAAUCUAUUGACAUGGACUUCAGUUUUGAACUCUUUGCUCAUGUUACAAAAUUUUUCAAUUAUAAGGUGGUGCUUUUGGGAAAGUACAAUGCUCAGGGUUUGGAUUUAGACUGUGAACUAAUGUUGAGGUGUACCAAAGGGCAAGAAUACAUCAAAGUGGUGAUGCAGAAUGGACGAAUGAUGGGAGCUGUAUUGAUUGGUGAAACUGAUUUAGAAGAAACCUUUGAAAACUUGAUUUUAAAUCAGAUGGAUCUUUCAGCAUAUGGGGAAGAUCUCCUAAAUCCAAAUGUUGACAUAGAGGAUUAUUUUGACUGAAACAAAAACAUUGCUUUCCAUGAUUUUAUUUAGAGUUUGAACUUUCAGUGCUGUGGUUUAUAUAACAGUUUACUCAGAGUUUACAGAAAUCAAGUAACCAGCUGUAAUUACAAUUCUGGAGUGAAGAUAUAGGGCUGGUGCUGCCAGGCAGUUGGGUGAUGGGAGAUACAUGCUGAAAUGGAGCAGCACAUCAGGACGAAGUGUACAUAAGUCUACGAUAAAUCAGAUUGUUUUUAAAACAGGAAUUUUUCACAUUUUAGUAAUAUAGUACUUGAAAACCUUGAACUGUG
Molecule: messenger RNA, 5440 nt
Organism: Caretta caretta (loggerhead turtle)
Lineage: Eukaryota; Metazoa; Chordata; Testudines; Cheloniidae
Gene: PYROXD1
Product: pyridine nucleotide-disulphide oxidoreductase domain 1
Molecular function (GO): oxidoreductase activity
Source: RefSeq, a predicted model, not a curated record